AUGAAUCAACAAGGAGAUGUGUCUGAAAUAGAAACAGAGAGCGUGGGGGCUAGUGGUGUAUCUUCUGCUGUCUGCCCUCACUGGGGCCCUGAAAUCUGGACCAGCAAUAAGAUAUUUUCUGCGUGGAAGGGGGAGCCUUUGCUCUUGGGUACAGUAAAUCAGAGGUAUGAGCCAAUCUUUUUCCAGUCCAUUGGAAAUCCAUUUAUUUUUAGAUGCCUAGAUGGGGUACUCAUUGAUGGAAAUGAUAAAGGAAUAUCAAAAGUUGUAUACAGAUUUUCCCGUGGGAGAGAUUUACUUGGCCCUUUGAAAAUGAGUGAUAGCACAUGGCUAACAUCAGAAAUUCAUAAUCCACUGGCUGUGGGACAAUAUGUCAACAAUUGUUCUAACAACAGAGCAGCUAAUGUGUGCUACCAGGAAUUCGAUGUGCCUGCAGUUUUCCCUAUAGAACUGAAGCAAUAUAUCCCAAACAUUUCUUACAACUAUAAUGAACAAAGGCCACUUCGUUGUGUUGUUCUUGUUGCACUUAGAGACAUCAAUCAAGGAGAAGAGCUUUUAUCAAAUGACUACACAUUUAUCAGCUGA
Molecule: messenger RNA, 582 nt
Organism: Perognathus longimembris pacificus (Pacific pocket mouse)
Lineage: Eukaryota; Metazoa; Chordata; Mammalia; Rodentia; Heteromyidae
Product: SET domain-containing protein 9-like
Exons: 2
Coding region: 1-582 (193 amino acids)
Molecular function (GO): protein binding
Source: RefSeq, a predicted model, not a curated record